Molecule: messenger RNA, 1051 nt
Organism: Thalassophryne amazonica
Lineage: Eukaryota; Metazoa; Chordata; Actinopteri; Batrachoidiformes; Batrachoididae
Gene: rida
Product: reactive intermediate imine deaminase A homolog
Exons: 6
Coding region: 76-486 (136 amino acids)
Cellular component (GO): cytosol
Molecular function (GO): deaminase activity
Source: RefSeq, a predicted model, not a curated record
CGAGCUCCUUUUUGUUAGCUUGUUGCACGUUUAUUCCACGGUGUAGAACUUUGAAAAAAAAACUGCAAUUAAAAUAUGUCUGGAAUCACCAAAAAGAUAAUCAAUACCGCAUCAGCCCCAGCUGCUAUUGGACCGUACAGUCAGGCGGUGGUCGUGGAUAAAACCAUGUACAUUUCAGGACAGCUGGGCAUGGACGUGGCCUCUGGUCAGCUGGUUGAUGGUGGGGUUCAAGCCCAGGCCAAAAAGGCACUCAUCAAUAUGGGUGAGAUCCUUAAAGCAGCUGGAUGUGACUACAGUAACGUGGUGAAGACCACCGUGUUGCUUGCAGAUAUAAAUGAUUUCAACAGCGUUAAUGAAGUCUACAAGACAUUUUUCAGCAGUAACUUCCCUGCCAGAGCUGCCUACCAAGUGGCUGCACUACCCAGAGGCGGACUGGUGGAAAUCGAGGCGGUUGCUGUUCUCGGACCUCUCUCAGACUCAUCUUGACUAACCGACCGUUUUAGACACAAGUUGUAGUCUCUCUCUCUCUCAAGUGACCUUGGUAUGCCAUGGAAACCUAACCCUAACUUUAACAUAUAGUUUGAAAUUAAAAUGAUUGAUCACGUUGGGUGUUACCUCAUUGCCAUUUGUUGGUAAGCUAGAGGAAAAACAAAAGCUGUAAAACCUCUUGUCAUCUCGACAACUGUUAUACUAAAUGAAAUAUGUAUGAAUUUUAAGGCUGCAUUUUAUUUUUUUAUAAAUGGUCACAAAUAUAAAAUUUUGAUUUUUUUUUAAAGAUUGGAGAUAAAUUACACAUUAUAAGGGGAAAAAAACACUAUCCUGUCAAAAAUCCACAUUGGUGUUUAGAAUCAGUAGGAUACUCAAACUGUGUUCGUAGAGUACUGUGCAAAUAUCUUAGGCAUAAUUACAAAAAAUCUCAAGUUUCUAAACAUGACUGAUAGAAAGCAAAUAAAUUGAAUUCCUUUAUAUGAAUUAUAUCAUGGUUUUAUUGGAAAAUCAUGUUGAUUAAAUCAUUGAUUACUAUCCAGUUUGUGAGGAAUUGUGGUGAGCU